AUGAAAAGGAGCACUGUGAAGCCUAACUUGGUAAUCUAUACCAUCCUUGAUGAUAGUUUGUGCAAUUGUGGGAAGCUUAAAGAUGGGAAGGAGCUGUUUUAUGGACACAGUGACGAAGGGUUUCUGCCUAAUGUUUAUACAUACGCCGGAUUGAUUGCUGCACUUUGCAAAGGACUAAUGAUUGAAGCACACAAGAUUUUUAGACAAAUGCCAGCUACGCAUCUCACCUACAAUGUCAUUAUCCAAGGAUUUCUCCAACACAAGUAUCCAUCAAUGGCAAUGCAACUUGUUGAAAUGGUCAAUCGGGAAUGUUCUGCAGAUGCUGCCACUAUAGCCUUAUUGAUUGAUGUGUCCAUUAACAAUGAGAUUCCUGCUCUAAAAGUUUGA
Populus euphratica (Euphrates poplar) is the source of this 387-nucleotide messenger RNA. RefSeq names its product pentatricopeptide repeat-containing protein At3g22470, mitochondrial-like. The record is from RefSeq and is a predicted model, not a curated record. The transcript has a single exon. The coding region runs from base 1 to 387 and encodes 128 amino acids. Lineage: Eukaryota; Viridiplantae; Streptophyta; Magnoliopsida; Malpighiales; Salicaceae. Gene Ontology annotation, molecular function: mRNA binding; protein binding.